AUGCUCCUUUACGCAGGCCAUUCUUCCGCUGACGAUUCCGAACCCUCAACACGAGUGCUAAUCUAUUCUGCAACACGAGGUUUUCGACAUGACUCCAUUCCGACAGCCAUACAAAUUCUCAAAGAGAAGGGACCCUCAGUUCAUAUUCAAUUCGACAGCACCGAGGAUGAAAACUUGUUCUCGGAUAGUAAUCUUGCGCCCUACGGCGCUGUUGUCUUCCUGAGCACAACCGGCGAAGUUCUUCAGGCUUCUGGAAAGACUGCAUUUCAGAACUAUCUCAAUCGAGGCGGCAAUUUCAUCGGGAUACAUUCUGCCAGUGAUAGCCUUGUCAACGAUACUUUCUACGGACAUGAGAUUGGGGCAUACUUUGAUUAUCACCCACCCCUCCAAAAUGCUACGGUGAAUGUUCUGGAUCGGUCUCAUCCGAGCACAACAAUGCUUCCGGCACGAUGGAAAGUCCAAGAUGAGAUGUAUAAUUUCAAGUCCGAUCCGCGAGCUUUGGGCGCAAAAGUCAUCCUUUCUGCCGAUGAAUCUACAUAUACCGACGACGGCGUGCGGAAAUUCAAUCAAGGGACUCCACAUCCUACGGCUUGGUAUCAAGAACGAGGUGCUGGUGUCCAAGAGGGACGCACGGCUGGACGUAGCUUCUACACCAGUCUGGGCCAUUUAAAUGAAACGUGGCGAGAUGAACUCUUUAUUGCCCAUGUCCUUGGCGGGAUACAGUGGGCUCUACAGUCCAACAAUACUCAAAACGCCGGUGAAGGGACUUCAGGAAAUACCGGUGAAGGGACUGCAGGCCCUCAGAAGCUUCCGUCAGGUAACGCUGAUUGA
Messenger RNA from Marasmius oreades (fairy-ring Marasmius), 831 nucleotides. RefSeq lists its product as uncharacterized. The transcript has 9 exons. Bases 1 to 831 code for a protein of 276 amino acids. The record is from RefSeq and is a predicted model, not a curated record. NCBI's taxonomy places the organism in Eukaryota, Fungi, Basidiomycota, Agaricomycetes, Agaricales, Marasmiaceae.